Molecule: messenger RNA, 2667 nt
Organism: Mastomys coucha (southern multimammate mouse)
Lineage: Eukaryota; Metazoa; Chordata; Mammalia; Rodentia; Muridae
Gene: Map2k5
Product: mitogen-activated protein kinase kinase 5
Exons: 23
Coding region: 815-2350 (511 amino acids)
Biological process (GO): protein phosphorylation
Molecular function (GO): ATP binding; protein binding; protein kinase activity
Source: RefSeq, a predicted model, not a curated record
UGGUGUCUUCCUGGGUUUCCUAGACGCCUUCACCUCUACCUAGAGAGGUGGAAGUUAGCCAGUCCUAGCACGGGAUCCCUGCUCCGCCCCGAGCUGCCCUCUUCCAACAUGGCGCCCCAGGAGGCGGGUCCCACUUGUCGGCUCCCCGGGUUCCGGCGCCAUCGCGUUUUGGUUCCGGAGUAACAGCGGUCUAGCGGCCGCCUUCCUCCUUUUCUCGCCGCCACCUCCGCUACCAGGACGCGGGCCUCAGUCGGCCGAUCCCGAACGCGCCGCGCUCUCCGGUUCCAGCUGCGGCCUGGGACCCGCUCUCUGACCCCGCGGCCCUGGGCCCCACUGCCUGGUGGAGGGCAGGCGGCACCGGUGCACCUCUGAAACAGCCCCGACCCACCCCGCGGCGCCCGGCCACCCUCCCCUUGCCCGCCAAGCCACUCAGGACGGCAGGACUCUGGCCGCCGUACCUGCCUUAAACCAGGCCUUUGCUCUGCUGUCUCCUCUUACCCACAAGGACUACAAAAUGCAUGUGGGUUCUGUUUUGUCCACUUUUGUAACUCCAGGACCUUCCGCUCUCUACUAAUUCCUCUUGGCCCGUACUCAUUCCCCAGUGCAUCCUCUCCCAGAGACACUCCACACGACCCGGGCCUGGUUCAGGGCCUGCAAGCUCCCUCCUGAUCGCCCCUCUUCACUUCUCCCCACCUUCCUGCUCCCUGCUCAUCGCCUGUCUUCUGUCUAUCGUUCCCCUUGUCACUUCUUGGGGCUCCUAAGUAGGGGCCGGUCGGUACCCCUUGCCCCAGGAUGUGAGACCCUUUAACCUGUAAUGCUGUGGCUGGCCCUUGGCCCCUUCUGUGCCAUGGAGAACCAGGUGCUGGUGAUUCGGAUCAAGAUUCCAAAUAGUGGCGCGGUGGACUGGACGGUGCACUCUGGGCCGCAGUUACUCUUCAGGGAUGUGCUGGAUGUGAUAGGCCAGGUUCUGCCUGAAGCGACGACAACAGCAUUUGAAUAUGAAGAUGAAGAUGGUGAUAGGAUUACAGUAAGAAGCGAUGAAGAGAUGAAGGCAAUGCUGUCCUACUAUUAUUCCACAGUAAUGGAACAGCAAGUAAAUGGCCAGCUAAUCGAGCCACUGCAGAUAUUUCCAAGAGCCUGCAAGCCUCCUGGGGAACGGAACAUACAUGGCCUGAAGGUGAAUACACGGGCUGGACCAUCUCAACAUGCCAGCCCUGUGGUCUCAGAUUCGCUUCCAAGCAAUAGCUUGAAGAAGUCCUCAGCUGAACUGAGAAAGAUACUGGCCAACGGCCAGAUGAAUGAACAAGACAUACGGUAUCGAGACACCCUUGGUCAUGGCAACGGAGGCACAGUCUACAAAGCACAUCAUGUUCCAAGUGGGAAAAUUUUAGCUGUAAAGGUUAUUCUGUUAGAUAUUACACUGGAGCUUCAGAAGCAGAUCAUGUCUGAGUUGGAAAUUCUUUAUAAGUGUGACUCAUCGUAUAUCAUAGGAUUUUACGGGGCAUUUUUUGUAGAAAACAGGAUUUCAAUUUGUACAGAAUUCAUGGAUGGGGGGUCUUUGGAUGUAUAUAGGAAAAUUCCAGAGCACGUCCUUGGAAGAAUUGCAGUAGCAGUUGUUAAAGGCCUUACCUAUCUGUGGAGUUUAAAGAUUUUACACAGAGAUGUGAAGCCUUCCAACAUGCUCGUAAACACAGGCGGACAGGUCAAGCUGUGUGACUUUGGUGUGAGCACACAGCUGGUGAAUUCUAUAGCCAAGACGUAUGUUGGAACAAAUGCUUAUAUGGCACCAGAAAGAAUUUCAGGAGAGCAGUAUGGAAUCCAUUCUGACGUGUGGAGCUUAGGAAUCUCUUUCAUGGAGCUUGCUCUUGGGAGGUUUCCGUAUCCUCAGAUUCAGAAAAACCAGGGAUCUUUAAUGCCUCUCCAGCUUCUGCAGUGCAUUGUUGAUGAGGUCCCACCCUCUCUCCGGCCAGCUAGUGGAACUGCCAGUGGAUGGAGACUGAGAACUAGGAAGUUUGACGGGAACUCUCUCCAGGGGUCUGUUGAUCCUACAUGGUCCACAGCUUGGGAAAGAGUGUGCACAGAGCAAAUAAGCAUAGCCGCAUGUAGGAUGACUCCUACAGGACCCCUGCUGUCAUGGGAUUCGCCUGUCCUUCCGCUUGGAGAGUUCUCGGAGCCCUUCGUACAUUUCAUCACUCAGUGCAUGAGGAAACAGCCCAAGGAAAGACCGGCGCCCGAGGAGCUGAUGGGUCACCCAUUCAUCGUGCAAUUCAAUGAUGGAAACUCCACUGUGGUGUCCAUGUGGGUGUGCAGAGCUCUAGAGGAGAGGCGGAGCCAGCAGGGGCCCCCAUGAGACCUCAGCAGGACACUGACCACCGAGGACCAGUCAUCACGACACAGCAAGCUGAGACCCCUCUGUCUGUUGUACUGGCCCAGCCUCCUGCUCAAACCUCCUGCCCUACCUAGAGAGCCCUCAAGAGGGCUAGCCUCUGCUGAGCGGGGGAGGGGCACUGACUAUGGCAAGUGGUGAUGGUGCAGGGUGGGGGCGAUGAGGUUAUAAAAAUAUAGGACCUCCUCUGGCCUCACCCCCUUAUCUUUCCCUACUGUUCAUUGUAAAGGGUCAGGCCCUAUCAGCAGCACUGCUGGGAAUAAAAGUCUGAUUGCUUUGGA